Molecule: messenger RNA, 2219 nt
Organism: Cynoglossus semilaevis (tongue sole)
Lineage: Eukaryota; Metazoa; Chordata; Actinopteri; Pleuronectiformes; Cynoglossidae
Gene: mlnr
Product: motilin receptor
Exons: 2
Coding region: 309-1406 (365 amino acids)
Biological process (GO): G protein-coupled receptor signaling pathway
Cellular component (GO): plasma membrane
Molecular function (GO): G protein-coupled peptide receptor activity
Source: RefSeq, a predicted model, not a curated record
AACACUUUUUGCUUUUGUUAUUCUGUGCAUGAUUCCUCAUUGUGCGACGUAAAAAAGUUAUUUUAUUUCUUAUAAUUAUUUUUUUUCUAUUUGUUGUUGUUAUUUCUCAUUCUUAUUUUUAUCCUUAUUCUGAGACAUAUUUUCUUUUCUUAUUCUUAUUGACAGUGUCUUAUUGACCCUGCUGGUCAAACCAGAUUAUUUGAAGGUGACAGAUGGUGUUAGCAAAGUGUCCGUCUUCACGAUCUCACCUCUCUCUCCUUCCAGCCGCCUCUUUGGAACUGAUUUCAUAAAUUGCUGUAGCUGCACUCAUGCCCUGGACAAGACCACAGGUGGAUAUGGAUGCAGGUGGCACAGAGGUCAUGGAGCACUUCAACAUAGAUGACCACCACUACGAGGGCUCCCUGUUCCCCACCUCCACCCUCAUCCCCGUCACCAUCAUUUGCAUUCUCAUCUUGAUUGUCGGAGUGACGGGAAACACCCUGACCAUUCUCAUCAUCCAGCAUUUCAAGGACAUGAAGACCACCACCAACCUCUACCUGUCCAGCAUGGCAGUGUCUGACCUGGUCAUCUUUCUCUGCCUGCCCUUUGACCUCUAUCGCCUGUGGAAGUACGUGCCCUGGCUGUUCGGCGAGGCCGUGUGCCGCUUCUACCACUACAUCUUUGAGGGCUGCACCUCCGCGACCAUCCUCCACAUCACGGCCCUUAGCAUCGAGCGCUACCUGGCCAUUAGCUUCCCUCUCAAAAGCAAAGUGAUGGUGACCCGGCGCAGGGUGCAGUACAUCAUCCUGGCCCUGUGGGUGUUCGCCCUGGUUUCUGCCGCCCCCACUCUUUUCCUGGUCGGGGUGGAGUACGACAACGACACACACCCGGACUUCAACACAGGUCAGUGUAAGCACACCAGCUACGCCAUCAGCUCCGGGCAGCUGCACAUCAUGCUCUGGGUCUCCACCACCUACUUCUUCUGCCCCAUGCUCUGCCUCAUCUUCCUCUACGGCUCCAUCGGCUGCAAACUGUGGAAGAGCAAAAACGACCUGCAGGGACACUGCGCCCUGGCCAGAGAGAGGUCACACAGACAAACGGUCAAGAUACUGUUGGUGGUGGUCUUGGUCUUCAUCAUCUGUUGGCUCCCAUAUCACAUUGGCAGGAACCUCUUCGCCCAGGUGGAGGACUAUGAAACCGCCAUGCUGAGCCAGAAUUUCAACAUGGCCUCCAUGGUGCUCUGCUACCUCAGCGCCUCCAUCAACCCCGUCGUCUACAACCUCAUGUCCCGAAAGUACAGAGCUGCAGCCAAACGUCUCUACCUGCUGCACCGGCGGCCAAGACAAGCACGCAGCACCGGGGGCGGAGGCCAGAGACAACUGACGGAGCACAUCUCCACCCUAACUGAGAGCAUGAGUGUGGUGUGACACGUCGGUUCUCUGUGACAUCACGCACAUGAGUUCACUUCAGUUUUACAUUUUACAGCUACACAGACGUGAGGAAUAUGUUUUUGACAGUUUUAGAGCAGAACAGAACUACAAUGGAAAGAAAAGAUGAACAAUAACAGGAACUAGUUUAAUUAGAUUUUUUUAAAUGCUACAUUCUCUAUGAAACAUUUAAAAAAAUAUAUAUCAUAGUCGAUGUUGAUAAAAUAGCUUAAAUAUCAAAUUUUUCCAUUUUACUGUGGUCUAUAAUUAACAUUUAACACCACGACAACACUUAGCACCUUCCUGUUCUGACGUUCUAAACCUUUAGCGGUCUGAAAUGUGAGUAGUUACUUUUAGAUUUAAAUAUCUGUUAGUCCUGAGGAAUAGACAAGACCAUAAUGUUCUAUGAACACCUGUUAAACUGCAGGGCUACUGUACAUGUCAACUGUUUUCUGCUGUGGUAGAUUUUUGGUGUCAUGUGAUUUAAAUUGAUUUGAUAUAUAAUGAACAGCAGCCAUUAAUCUGUAAGUGUUGGUGUGAAUCAAGAGGAAAAUAUUCUUAGCAAAAGGUGAUAGUUUUUAGAAGUACAGAUCUGAUACUGGGUUUUCUAGUGUCCUUUAGAUUAGAUUCAUAUUUAGAACCAUCAUGGUUAAUAGUGGGAUCUAAGCCUGGUUCUGGCAGAACCGUAUUUCCUCCUGUCGGCCAUUACCAGGUUAUCAUUAGUGGACUUUAUUUUAUUUUAUAUUUAAUGGCCUUGAAUAAUUAGGGCAUAAUCUGAAACACGGAUGACAGAAAACUUUGUGAUGCGUACUG